Guyanagaster necrorhizus is the source of this 1311-nucleotide messenger RNA. RefSeq lists its product as uncharacterized. The record is from RefSeq and is a predicted model, not a curated record. The coding region runs from base 1 to 1218 and encodes 405 amino acids. Gene Ontology annotation, cellular component: spliceosomal complex. Gene Ontology annotation, biological process: mRNA splicing, via spliceosome. Gene Ontology annotation, molecular function: nucleic acid binding. Lineage: Eukaryota; Fungi; Basidiomycota; Agaricomycetes; Agaricales; Physalacriaceae. The transcript has 2 exons.
AUGUCCGUCCAAAAAGUCUCCUUCACUGUUCGCCGGCCGACGCCCAUAUCCAGAGCAUCGUCUGGCGCAGACUCCGAUUCUUCCUUUAAGGUUCCUUCUCUACCACAUCAUAGACUCGCCCGUCAUCUAAAUGACUCGUCUCCUGGUAGCCCGCUGGCUCGCAGUGCCAAUUCUUCUCCAAGACCAGUGUCUGGAUACUACGACGGGCAGCCGGAUUCCAGUGGCGAAGAUGAUGAAGAACAGGAUGAGCUGGUGACUGCGUUUGAUAAAUUUGGUGCACAGCGAUCCAAUAAGCCCAAGAAAGUUCAUCAAGGACCACUCAUUAUACCGGCCCUACAGAACAAAGACUGGCGGGAGCUCGCUCGCAAGCGGCGUAGCGCAAAUCAAUAUGUGCCUACCUCUGGCCAAGCAUGCACAGGCGCCGAUGGCAGUGUUGGUGGCCUGGGGACCAGAGAUAUCAUAAAUUCUGGCCCCGUGCUAUCUGGACUGCAGAUGAGAAAGAAGGUGGUCAAAGCUGAACAAGAUGUCUUCCGGGAAAUGGAAGCUCAGAUGGAGGACGUCAAAAUGGAAGAGACAGAGGACCAGAAAGCGUUGCGCGCUAUCCUCUCUGGAGACACCGAAGGAAUAGAUGGUUCCCAUAUCGACAUUAUCUCGACUCCCGUAUCAGAAGACGAUGCCUAUAAGCAGGAUAUCGAUGAGCUCCCGGACUCUGCCACUCUUGCCGACUACAACAGGGUACCCGUCUCCCAAUUUGGAGCGGCAAUGUUGAGAGGUAUGGGAUGGAAGGAGGGCACAGCAGCAACGAGGAAAGGAGGGAAAGGUAUGGUGGAACCUUAUUUGCCGGAGGCUCGCCCUGCACUUCUAGGCAUCGGCGCAAAGGAGCAGGAGGUCUAUGAUGAUGGAUCAGGAAAAAAGAGAGGCAACAACCGUCCGGACCGCAGAUAUGUCCCCGUCGUGAAGAUGUCCAAGGACGGAAAUGGCGAGAAGCGAAGAGACCGCUCGGUGUCGCCCCGGCGAGGCUACGAUUCGUCAAGGUCAUCGAGAAGAAAUUCUCCAGACCGGUACGAUGACAACCGGAACAGCAAAUCGAGUCGGCGGGACGAUGAGUAUGACCGUGAGAGCAGCAGACGAAGAGACAGGGAGCGGAACCGCGACUAUGAGAGAGGGGAACGACGACGGGAUGAUAGAGAUAGAGACAGACGGCGCGAGCGUUCUUAGGAACAUGGUUGGCAGGUGAUGGUCCUUUGCUAUGUAUCAUUAUCUACGCAUGUGUACUAUCCUUUAACACAACUCUGAAAAUUUUCAGUCCAU